Molecule: messenger RNA, 3446 nt
Organism: Varanus komodoensis (Komodo dragon)
Lineage: Eukaryota; Metazoa; Chordata; Lepidosauria; Squamata; Varanidae
Gene: VAPB
Product: VAMP associated protein B and C
Exons: 7
Coding region: 546-1247 (233 amino acids)
Biological process (GO): endoplasmic reticulum membrane organization
Cellular component (GO): plasma membrane; endoplasmic reticulum membrane
Molecular function (GO): FFAT motif binding
Source: RefSeq, a predicted model, not a curated record
CUGCAUCGUCCUCCCCACCUCCUUGCGAGGGUUGAAGCGUAUGCGAGCGAGCGAGCGAGCGUGCUGACUGCGCGCCGGCUUAUUCCCCGGCCGUGCUACAGCCUCCGGAGGGUGCCGCCGCCGCCGCCCCGCACCUCCUUUCGCCCUAGUGCCCGCCGCCGCCUUCUCCCUCCCGUCUCCACCCUCCGCGUUUAUUUCAUGAGGCUCUUCUGAAGAAAGAGACGGACCAAACCAGCUGCGGGGCACGUCCACGGUUUUUCUGUCCGCGUGUGUGUGUGUGUGUGUGUGUGUGGAUAACACCUAUACACACACACAUUUCCACAUAUAACACACGUUUUUACCAUCCCCGGGUUUUGGCUCUCUCUCCAACCCUGCCUGGUACCUCAGCCGCCGCCGAGGAGGAGGAGCAGUAGCAGGAGAGAAACAUGGCGAAAACAGAGCAGGUCCUGAAUCUGGAACCGCAGCACGAGCUCAAAUUCAAAGGCAGUGUAUGGCACCCUAGAUGAUUCUGCAUACACAGCUCCAGCCAUCUUUGACCAUUGGUUAUGCUACCUGAUAGGAGUUGGACUCCCUGUCCCUUCACAGACGUUGUCACCACAAAUCUGAAACUUGGCAAUCCUACAGACAGAAAUGUCUGUUUCAAAGUGAAGACCACAGCGCCUCGCAGGUACUGUGUAAGGCCCAACAGUGGGAUUAUAGAUGCAGGAACGUCAAUUAAUGUCUCUGUGAUGCUACAACCUUUUGACUAUGACCCUAAUGAGAAAAGUAAACACAAGUUCAUGGUUCAGUCAAUGUUUGCACCCCCUGAUACUUCAGACAUGGAAGCAGUAUGGAAAGAAGCAAAACCAGAAGAACUCAUGGAUUCAAAACUUAGAUGUGUAUUUGAGCUGCCGGCAGAAAAUGAAAAACCCCAUGAUGUAGAAAUAAAUAAAAUUAUAUCCACAGCUGCAACAAAGACAGAAUCUUCUGUAAUGUCAAAAUCAUUAAGUUCUUCUUUGGAUGACACUGAAGUUAAGAAAGUAAUGGAAGAAUGCAAGAGGCUUCAGAUAGAAGUGCAGAGGUUACGAGAGGAGAAUAAGCAAUUUAAGGAAGAAGAUGGACUGCGGAUGAGGAAGGCACCCCAGACAAACCACCCAACCUUUGCUUCAGCAGCGGCUGUGAAGGAAGAAGGGCUGAGCACUAGACUACUCGCGCUGGUGGUUUUGUUCUUUAUUGUUGGCGUAAUUAUAGGGAAAAUCGCCUUGUAGAGGCAGCAUGCCAAGGAUUGUAAAUUGGAUUGACGGAUCUGCCAUAUCAUUGGAUUAAAUUUAUUCAUAACAAAUGUUUAAAAAAUGUAUGACAUCUCACAGGUCUUGCCUUUUAAAUUUUUACCCCUGCACAAAUAUAACAUUAACAUAACAUAAUCUUCUAGAAAGUUUAAAAUGAAUGAGGAGCAAGCAAGAAGAAAGAGAGAAAUUACCUUAUUUGUGAACAAUUGGGAAGAAAUCAUGUAUGUAACACUAAAAUGGUGCAUUGUUUAAAAAAAGUAACUUUAAACAUUUUUUGGACCUUAGUACUUAUUAAUGGACUUCUUUUCUUUGGUGGAAAAAAACACCGCCCAUUGAAGUUCAUCCUUCUGGCUACUUAGAGGUUGGCUUAUGCAGGCUAGGGCAGUGGUUCUCUGUAAAAUAGGAUAACCCACUAUUUCUCCCCAUAAAUUUAACAGUUCUGUCCAGUGGGUGUGACUUAGGCCUCAGAAUCUCAGCAGUGUAACUCCCCAAGCAGCAGUUCAGUUCAUUCUGAAUGCUAGAAACAUGACCCUACAUCUUACGAACCCCAACUGUGGGACUGUGGUAGAUAGGGGCUCCAAGGGGAAAAGAAAUGGGCUUGGAGCCAUGUCCAUGAUCCAUAAGGGAGCCAGCAGCGCCAGGGCUGUUGAAUAGAUGGUGUUUCUGCCGCUGGUCCCAGCCGUUCUGUGCAUGGAAUGGUGUGAUCAAAACCUUUGGAAUUUUGGAACCAUGCUAAGACAGGUGAGGUCACCUGUGAGCUUGUUUGCUCCAUCUGGCUGACAGUGACGGGAACGAAUUGCUUGUCAUCGUUUGGAAACAUAGCCUGCUCAGUCAACAUUGCACCAGCAUGCUUGGAGUUGACCUGGGUGUAUGAUUUCCAUUUCUUCAGGCUUCGUAGGAAGGACUUUGUGCUGAACACCCUGACCCUCCCCCCCUGUUCAUAGUCCAGUCAGUUUCCUUCUGUCCGUCUUGUGUUCCAAUCCAUUUGGCAGUAUGUUCAUGGGGACCAUGUGUUUAUGUCUGCAUCCAUCACAUCUUUUUCCUACCCCCAGCCUUCCAUGUCCUCCAGUGAGACUUGCACCCACAAACUCCUACAGGCUUGGGCUCACACUGCAUUGCAUUCGCGUGUGCGUGCAUGCGCGUCAUCUGUUGCACAACCUCAUUUCCCUCUUUAGCUGCUGCCUUCGUAUGAAGCUUUUCAAGAUCAGGUUUCUGUCCUGAACCAGUCAAAAGGCCAUCAGGGAUUUAGCCUUGUGAACUCGAGGGUGAACAGAGCUCAUUUGGAUUCCCACUUCGUAGCACAACUUAGUUCAGUUUCAGCCAUGUUCUCUCUCUGUCCUCAGUGGCCGGUUUGAGAGGGAGACGAUGGUUUCCAUUUGCCCAUCAGCUGCUUAGUGGUGACUUCUGAAUGGAAAUCAUAUUGAGAAAGGCAGUGCCUCUUGGACUGCAACCCAUACUGAAAAAUAAAAGAAUCCAGGGACUUGUACAUGAAGGAACCUCUGGGUGUAGACCCAACUCUAAGUUGCCUAGUUAUCGUAUGUGUGGGAGGAUUGGUUCAGGCAAUGUUAGGAUGUCUCACAUUGGCUUCCACAGCUGGCGUCAGGAUAGUUAAGCAACGGAAAGCUCAAGGAAACGGAGUGCAGCUCCACUGCAAGAUAGACAAGUACCGCUGGACAGUCGUCUUGUGUGUCAGGUUGUAUGGAAUGAGGGUCAAUGCCGUGUUUGUCUAAAAGGGGACCAAGCAACCAUUGCUGUUGGUUCAUGUAGCUGAGUUAAACUCUUAUAUCCAGAUGUUUAAUGCAUAUUUAACUUAUUUAAUGUAUUUCAUCUCAUGGUUUUCUUUUAUUGUCAUGGAAAUUUGAUUACUGCUAUAAAUGGUUAAAAAAGGAAGGAAAAAGGCACCUGUUCAAAGUGGGUGAAUAGAACUACAUUUUUCUUUUUAUUGCUGUCGUGGUGAUGGAUUCUUCUGCCUCCUAAUGCUUUGGGCACCACAUAAUUCUCCGUUCCGAUCAUCUAAACAUUGGGGGAAAGCAGCGGUCAGGAAACUGUUUUUGUAUAUAAAAUAAGUCUAUGUAGGGGAAAAAUUAGUAGGAAUUAGUUCUAUGCUGUUAAAAAGACCAAUCCUGUUUGACUAUGUAGCAUCUUUAAAAAAUCAAAUAAAUCUACCCCCCAAGUUAA